Acanthaster planci (crown-of-thorns starfish) is the source of this 2876-nucleotide messenger RNA. It is a transcript of the gene dipk2a, whose product is annotated as divergent protein kinase domain 2A. The record is from RefSeq and is a predicted model, not a curated record. Lineage: Eukaryota; Metazoa; Echinodermata; Asteroidea; Valvatida; Acanthasteridae.
AACACAGAGAUCAAAUUUUUUUCCCUUCCUUUAUGCUUACAAUAAUACAAGAGGCUACCACUGAUCUGGGUUUCAUCUUCUUCGUGCCAAUGCCCAUCUUCAUUAUCCGAAAUAAUGUGCGUCCUGUUGCCAAUUGUAACCUCAAUUCAAUUAUCACUUCACCACCCACAGGCUGUAAACACAGCAGGCUGGCUUGCAAAAUCCUACUUUGCCAGUGUUCUCAGGCGCCGCUGUUUGCAAACAGUGAGUCUAAAAUGUAAGCUACACGUACGUGUCUCUCUAUUGAUAUCUACGUAUGCACUUGCUCUCUAGCAGUCAUGUAAAUACUUGGUGAGACCGAUACAUAUUGCACUGGUUGGUUGCAAGUGUGGCCAGCCUGUGCAAACCAUCUGCGCUAAUCUCGGUAAGCUCGCUCGUUUUUUUUAGUUUCAGUUUUGCCAACCGAGAGCAACCUGCAUUGCGGUGUGAGCACUGUGAAAUGUGUUUCUAUCCUUUCCUCCAUGAAUGAGAAUUUACCGUACACUUCCUUGUUUCUGAAUUUGGCAGGCUGGACAACAGGAAGGAGGGAUUAUAUACGGCUCUGUUCAACCAUGGAGCUGCAGCUCAACAAAACCUCCUGAACAACCACUGCUGAAGUUAGCCUGAAUAUAUGCUGAGAAAGGUCUGGCUGGCCUAAACAAUGGCAUAUUGGAGGCGGAUCUGUGCUCGUCUGUGCAUGGCGUUCUCUACCAAAAACUGCCUCAGGGUCUUCAUUGUCCUGGUCUUGGUCACUGCAGCCUCAGUCUACUAUAACCUCUUCUUCUUCUUCACCACUAACUAUCUGGAGAACCGAGAUUUUGUAGGCGUGGACAAGUGCCCGGCCUGCUACGGCACCGUCAUGUGCCACGAGUUUAGCCAUGGUCACCUCAGCCUGUCCUCGUACUCCCGCAUGCGCUUUUUGGACAUUGUCAAUGUCAAAAACGUCUUCUUUGGCUGGCACAACGAGAAGAACGUUGACAUCAUUUUGAAGCGGCUCGCGCAUGACCAGGAGCUCGCCAGCUUUGAUGCCAGUGUGUGCAAGAAUGCAGGUGCCAGAAGAGACUGCGAUGUGGCCAGGAGCAUUUCCCAGACCAAAUUCUCUCGGGUUUUGGAGACGAGGUCGUUAGAGGUGGCACAUGUCGAGGACCUGUCGGAUGUCGUCCGCUGCCCCUCACAACGCCUCUUAGAGAGGAUUUGGAUGAUGUAUAAAGAUCAUGUUCCUGGGAACAGUUUAUCCAACGACCAGAAGAUGAUGCUGAUGACUAUGCUGGCUGUCAACCCAGAACCCAUUAUCUACAUGAUAUUUCCUAAAUCAGAGGGCUGGCCAUUCCCACAGUACUAUGGAGCCUGCGGUCGGCUAAUCGUGGAGGAGUAUGUCGGAAAGACAUUGGGGAGUUAUUUUAAUGCCGACUGGUCAAAACGCCUGGAUCUUGCCUACCAGGUGAUGAAAAUAGCUGAGCAGCUGACGAACAAUGAGCUGGAGUACGCCCUGUACUUAACAGACGUGUCCUUUGACAACUUUGCAGUCAACAAGGACGGAAGAGUUCUUAUCAUUGAUGCUGAAAAUAUUAUUGUCGUCGACAAGCGGAAGAUAAAGACAGAUGCUAAACCUUCAUGGAAUGAACGGCACCAGUCUUUCCACGAUGAAUGCAAGAGCCACCCAGGCUGCCUGUCCUUCUCCUCAGAGCUUCUCUGCAAGCGGCACAGCAGUGACCACAAUUACUACGCCAUGUGCCAUGGGCUGCUUGCCCAAAAUUCCGAGUGGGCAGGCACCAAAGGAGGCCUUCUACACGACCCGCCCGCCAACCUGCCGGAGCGGGAGCGGUUGAUUGGGCUGAUUGCCGAGUGUGAGAAGCCCAGCCAACGGAACGGCCGCUACGACGCCAUGCAGCAACUCUUACAGCUCCUGUCCCACCUGACGGACGGAAUGUAGACCGCAGAAAUGACCGCGGCGUGAUUGUCGUAAGUAGUGAUACAUCCUACCAAAAGAAGGUGAAAAUUGUUUUCUGUGAACCAAAUCUGUGUUUUUAACAACCAAAGCCAUGUGUGCAGAGUUUUAUUCUGAAAUUGUGUUGUGUUUUAUUGUUUGCCUGAUGUGUGGGCAUUGUACGUUUUAAGAAAGAUAAUGUGUUUAGACUCAAAUUCUAUAUCUUGAACGUGGACAAACUCUCCGUUCGUUUUUAUGAAAAAUGAUGAAAAAUUCAAGUGCAAUCCUGUACACAUACUGUAUGCUCUGUUAAGGUCAAAAAGGACUCCAGCCCUCCAUAGCUUUUUUAUUUCUGUGAUUAUAGCUCUCGUAUUCCUCGCUUUCAUUUUCAGUAUUGGCUGUUUGGUAAACGCUGUUCCAAAGCCCCAUGUACUGAUGAUGUAUCACAGUGUUUAUCGCAGUGUCUGGUGGGAUAAAAUGAGGGUCAUGGGUGUGGUGCACAUGUACGUGGCUAUCGUAUGCCAUGAGUAGGGGCAAUUGACGGACGUACAAGCUACAUUUGAUAACCGUUUGCAGUUGUGGAAGACAGUUCCUCCUGCAGAGUUUAAAAAAAAUGUUUACCCCAAAAAACUGACCUUUGGAGACAGAGAUAAUUGUACUCAUAUGCCUAUGACUGCAGGUUAUCAGUACAUAUGGCUAUCCUCCUAUUGUUUUGCCUAGCUUGUUGGUAUUGUCAAUGUCUCUGACCCAUUGUCCCAGUCUUUGUCACAGUUGGUCACAUUUUUGUCACUGUGAUUGUCAUGAUAUGUGUGGUGCAGAGAACCUUAAGGUUGUGCCGAGAACCUUAAGGUGGUGCAGAGAACCUUAACCACUUACUGCCGGGUGGAAUUUGAAGUUGCAUGACGUAAAACUGGAUGAUUUUCAAGAUUUU